Catharus ustulatus (Swainson's thrush) is the source of this 6896-nucleotide messenger RNA. It is a transcript of the gene CILP, whose product is annotated as cartilage intermediate layer protein. The record is from RefSeq and is a predicted model, not a curated record. Bases 252 to 4202 code for a protein of 1316 amino acids. The transcript is spliced from 9 exons. Lineage: Eukaryota; Metazoa; Chordata; Aves; Passeriformes; Turdidae.
CGCCUCGGCGGGAGGCUCGCACUCAGCCCGGCUCCGCUCGGCGCACGGGAGGUUUCGGUAAGCUGCAGCUCUCUCUUCUUCCCAAGGCUGCAAAUCCAGCUGACAAACCCUCGUCUCGCCCGCGGAUCUCAGCUCGGCUGGCGGCUCCGGGACUCUCCUUAAGUGGGGCUUUUACGGCUUUUUAGGACUGGGGAAGGCGUGGGACGGCUGUGGAAACUCCAGGAAACUCCUGGUCCCUUCUGGAGACACCGAUGGUCACCAUGAAAGGCUGGAUCCUCCUCCUCCUCUUGGGAGCCACAUGUGUUUUAGGACAAAGGAUUCUGAAACCAGCCCUCACCAGGGUCCAGAUAGGACAGAGAACCUUCAGCCCGCUGGUAAUGCUCAGCUUGGAGAGUACCAGGAGCAGCUCUCGCCGCGGAGACCCAACCUUCACCUACGUCAGACGCAGUCCACUGGUGCAAGAUUCAAAAAGGUUUUUGUCUCCAUGGUCGAAAUGGAGCGAGUGCUCAGCAGAGUGUGGCCAAACCGGGGUGCAGAAGCGUACCAGAUCCUGCCUGGCUGAGCGCCGCUGGGGCGUGCACUGCAAUGAAGCAACUGAGGAAGGGCGGCUCUGCAUUGGACAUGUUUGCUCAGCCUGCAACAUCACCUGCCCCAUGGGCCAUGUCAAUGCUGACUGUGACACCUGCAUGUGUGAGGAUGCCACCCUGCAUGGGAAGGUGUCUCUCGAGGAUGGGUCACCUGCUGCCGAUGCCCGGGUCUACCUGCAAACCAAGAAACUCAAGCUGUUGACAGUGGCUGAUAACAGAGGCAUGUUUAGGAUCCCAGGGGUUUGUCCUGAUGGGAAAAACACCCUUAAAAUAAAGAAAGCCAAAUAUGCAACAGCGACUGUCACCGUGCCUGAGAGCAACCGGAGAAACCUGGCAAUCCAAGUGCAGCUGCACCGAUCAGGCAAACCCUACGUUUUCAGGAGCCCUGAGGACAAAGCCAGGAGAGAGGGACAGAGCGUGUCACUGUGCUGCGAUGCCCGAGGGAGCCCAGCUCCCGACCGCUACCUCUGGUACCACAAUGGCUCACUGCUGGAUCCCUCCUUGUACAAAUAUAAAAACAACCUGAUUCUGAAGAACCUGAAGAGAGAACAGUCAGGAGAGUAUUUCUGCAAGGCCAGCAGUGCCGGAGGGUCAGCAAAGUCCCAAGUUGCCAAGCUGGCUGUCAUAGGAAGACAAGAGGCAGCCUGUGACUCCCAACCCCAAAGCCACCUCAUCCGACUUCCUCAUGAUUGCUUCCAAAAAGCAACAAACUCCUUCUAUUACGACGUGGGCAAGUGCCCAGCAAAGACCUGUGUGGGGAAACUGGAUAAGGGACUUCGGUGUAAGGACAAUGUCUCCUACUGCUGUGGGGUAUCCAGGAUGGAAACCAGGGACAUCUCCUGCGAUGGCUACACGCUCCCCACUAAAGUCAUCGUUGAAUGUGGUUGCAAAAUAUGCACCGAGACCAAAAUAAUGGUUCGAGGCAGAGCCACAGCAGCAGAUAAUGGGGAGCCACUGAGGUUUGGCCACAUCUACAUGGGGAACAAGAGAGUGAGUAUGACUGGCUACAAGGGAACCUUCUCCAUCCACGUCCCAGCAGAUAUGGAGAGACUGGUUCUAACUUUCGUGGACCGGCUGCAGAAGUUUGUGAACACAACAAAAGUUCUGCCCUUCAAGGAAAAUGGAGGUGCUGUAUUUCAUGAGAUCAAGCUACUAAGAAAGAAAGCCCCUGUUACACUGGAAUCCACCGAAACCAACGUGAUUUCUUUGGGGGAAAUGGAAGAAGAUGAUCCAAUUGCUGAAUUAGAAAUUCCUCCCAAUGCAUUUUAUAGGAAAAAUGGAGAGGUCUACAAUGGCAAAGUGAAAGCCAGUGUGACAUUCCUGGACCCAAGAAACAUCUCCACAGCCCCUGUGACACAAAGUGACCUGAACUUUGUAGAUGAGGAAGGAGACGUAUUUCCGCUCCGCACGUACGGAAUGUUUUCUGUGGACUUCACAGAUGAACAGGGCACCGAGUCCCUCAAUGCAGAAGAGGUGAAGGUUCAUUUGGAUGCUGCUCAGGUCAAGAUGCCAGAGCAUGUGCAAGAGAUGAAGCUUUGGUCCCUGAACCCAGAGACGGGGUUAUGGGAGGAAGAAGGGGACUUCAACAUUGAGAAAAGCACACGGCGCAAAAGGGAGGAGAGAACGUUUUUGGUUGGGAACAUGGAGAUCAAAGAGAGGCGUCUUUUUAACCUGGAUGUCCCCGAGAGCAGACGGUGCUACGUCAAAAUCCGAGCCUACAGAAGCGAGAGAUUUCUGCCAAGUGAGCAGAUCCAAGGGGUUGUGAUUUCUAUCAUAAACAUGGAGCCAGAGCCAGGGUUCUCCUCCAACCCCAGAGCAUGGGGCCGUUUCGACAGCGUAGUCACUGGUCCCAACGGCGCCUGUGUGCCCGCCUUCUGCGAUGAGCAAAACCCUGAAGCCUAUGGAGCUUAUAUCUUGGCAAGUAUGGGGGGUGAAGAGCUCGAAGCUGUGCCCUCUGCUCCCAAACUGAACCCUGUUGCUAUUGGGGUCCCACAGCCAUACCUCAACAAGCUCAACUACAGGAGGACAGAUCAUGAGGACUCCAACAUCAAGAAAACAGCAUUCAGCAUUAACAUGGCCAAACCAAGCCCUAAUUCCCCAGAAGAGAACAACGGCCCUAUUUAUGCCUACGAAAACCUCAGUGAAUGCGAGGAAGCUCCACACAGUGCUGCUCACUUCAGGUUUUACAGGAUAGAAGGAGACCGGUACGACUACAACACUGUUCCCUUCAGUGAAGAUGAUCUCAUGAGCUGGACUGACGACUACCUGGCGUGGUGGCCCAAGCCCAUGGAAUUUAGAGCCUGCUACAUUAAAGUAAAAAUAAAUGGACCCCAGGAAGUGAAUGUAAGAUCUCGUAACAUGGGUGGGACACACCCACGCACCAUUGGCAAGCUCUACGGCAUCAGGGACGUGCGCAGCAUCCGUGACCCGCAGCAGCGGGACGUGUCGGCAGCCUGCCUGGAGUUCAAGUGCAGCGGAAUGCUCUUCGACCAGGACCGCGUGGACCGCACGCUCGUCAAAGUGAUCCCACAAGGCAACUGCCGUCGAGUGAGCGUCAACAGCAUGCUCCAUGAGUACCUGGUGAACCACCUCCCCAUGGCCACCAACAACGACACCAGUGAGUACACAAUGCUGGCACCUCUUGACCCGCUGGGACACAACUAUGGCAUCUACACAGUCACUGAUCAAGACCCAAGGAUUGCCAAGGAAAUUGCCCUGGGCAGGUGUUUCGAUGGCACAUCUGAUGGCACGUCCAGAACCAUGAAGAGUGAUGUCGGCGUCGGGUUGACUUUCACCUGUUCAGAGAGGAGUCCGAGAGAGCAAAGCAUCUUCCAGUCUCAGAGGAACUUGGGCCAGCAGUCUCCGAGGGAUCCGGGCCAGCAAUCUCCAAGGGACUCAAGUCAGCAGCCUGUGGGAGACUUGGGUCGGCAGCCUCCGAGAGACUUGGGUCGGCAGCCUCCGAGAGACUUGGGUCGGCAGCCUCUGAGAGACUUGGGCCGGCAGCCUGUGAGAGAUUUGGGUGAGCAGCCUGUGAGAGACUUGGGUCAGCAGCCUGUGAGAGACUUGGGCCGGCAGCCUCCGAGAGAUUUGGGUGAGCAGCCUGUGAGAGACUUGGGUCGGCAGCCUCCGAGAGACUUGGGUCGGCAGCCUCCGAGAGACUUGGGUCGGCAGCCUCUGACAGACUUGGGUCGGCAGCCUGUGAGAGACUUGGGUCGGCAGCCUCUGAGAGACUUGGGUCAGCAGCCUCUGACGGACUUGGGUCGGCAGCCUGUGAGAGACUUGGGUCGGCAGCCUCCGAGAGACUUGGGUCGGCAGCCUGUGAGAGACUUGGGUCGGCAGCCUCUGAGAGACUUGGGUCAGCAGCCUCUGACGGACUUGGGUCGGCAGCCUGUGAGAGACUUGGGUCGGCAGCCUCCGAGAGACUUGGGUCGGCAGCCUGUGACAGACUUGGGCCAGCAGCCUCUGACAGACUUGGGUCAGCAGCCUCUGACAGACUUGGGCCAGCAGUCCAUCCUGGUUCUGCCAGGGGAGAGCCCCGCGUACCGGAAGCUGCCAGCAAGCCGCCAAAACAACCAAGCCAGGAUCCCGAUGAGAGAUCAACGUCCCACCUACUAGAGCUGUAUAGGAGCAUUGGUAAAGUCACUCAUGCUCAAUUAAAUAUAAUUUGAAAGUAACAUCAACCUGCUAAAUAAUGUAAAAAGCUGGUAGGAGUCAUUAUUUAUGAAGUGCCUUUUUUUUUUUCCCCACCAGAAAGGAAAGACGUAAGGUGAGAACUUGGGGCCAGCAGAGGUAGUGAGUUUGUGUCUUAUUAAAUGCAUCCAUAAAAAUCUUCUUUCUGCCUGACAUUAAACAGCUUCACGUGAUAGCCUAAAGGGAAGACUAAACAUAUGAUUCAAUUAAGUCAUGUACAUAAAACAUUCUUCUGUUCUGCAUCUGCAGACUUUGCCAGCCCAAGUACCUGUACAGUAGUUGGUAACAGGAAAAGGAAUAAACUGAUUUCCUCAUACUGAAUUCAACUGCAAGGUUUCGUACUUGAAAUGUAAGUAUUUUAUUUAUUGCUAGCUUGUUUUAGAAUGACUGUAUUCAAGCUAAACUACUGGCAGCUGCAUUUCUAAGAACUCACAUGCUCAAUAGAACAGAGAAGCCAUGUGGAUUUGUACGCUCCAUGUGGAUACAGCUAGAGUUUUCUCUUGCUUCUUGCCUUAUCUGUCAAGAGAAUCCACGCUCUAUGAUAGCGUAGGUUAAUAAAAGAAGUAAUUUCAUAACUUCAACAACGUGUCACUUUUGUGUGUGAAAUGACCAAGUAAAUAGACCACAUGUAGAGCUGAGCAAAGGACAACCAGCAGGAUUUCAUCUUUCUGUUCGCAAACAGGUCACAACUUUAUCAGUGUGAGACUGAUCCUGGAUAUGGGUAAGGGGUUUUGUGGGUGCCUGGUUCUCCUGUAGCUCCAGAGUUUGGCCAUGGCAUGCUGCAGUCAGGGAAUUUCUCCCCAGCUUGACAUAUAGGGAGUCAGCAAUGGUUCUGGGAGAAUCAAAGCAGCAGGUCUGGGCAGGGAUGAAUUAAGCAGUGGCACAAGCUGGAGAGAAAAGAAGGCUGGGAAUUCAUACUUUAAGGAUGGCAAGAAACCAGACAAUACAGAGCAGUGCUGGGUGGAGUUAGGGAGAAGCCAGGCUUCCCUCCACACCCAGCAGCAGUGAGCAUAAGGAGCUGGCAAGAAGUGCUCUUAGCUGAAGGUACAGCUGGCCACAGAAGGGGUCAGCGAUCCCUCUCCAAGUGACCUAUUAAAUUGUCCCUUUCAACCCCCCCAUCCUUCCUGGAGUGAAAUCAAGGCCCUCACAGCACAGAAGACACCUUCUGUUUACAGGUAAACACUGGCAAUAAAUUUUUGGGGUGCAGACAAGCCAGCAAGUCUUUGACACAAAAAUUCCCACUAAGAGAGAUCAUUAAAAGAUGGACAAUGCUAUUGGAUGUAAACUGGAACUCAAACACAUACUCCAACAUGGAUUUCCCUCUCCUACCCAGUCCUCUCCUACAGAUAUGAAGCCAGUUCUAGGCAUAUGCUGCCAUACCCACUGCCAUAGAGUAUAGGAAAUAGAGAAUCUUUCAAUAGUGUUUAGCAAGCUUCAGAACAGGUUCUCAAGUCUGACGCAGGGCAGGCUGAAUUAUGCUUUAACAGGUAAAAAAACCCCUUAAUAAUCCACCUUUUAAUGCAAAUUGACAGUUAUCAAAGAAAAGUAGGAAAGGAAGAACUGUGGAAUACUCUGGCACAUCCUCUUCAUACCAAUGAAUUUAGACUCUGUGUAUUUUCUUUUGUGUCUAGUCUGCUGCAAGGGCUUGGCAGGAGCCGGAGCCAAAGUGGCCAGUGGGGAGCAUUAGCUUGGACCUUCCCACAGAGCUCUUGGCUUGUGCAGAGAAAUGUCUCUUCCCUCUGCUCCCCUCCUCCUCUGCAGACAGACAGCCAAAUCCCAAACUUAGUUUCAUCACUCUGAGAGUGAAGUAACACAAAUUACUUCUACAGACUAAUCCAGGAGAUAAAUGGAAGAAAGCAGGCUCAGGAUCUGAUCCCUGUGCUGCAUGUGGGCUUGCCAGUCAAACAAAGCAGACUACAGGGCUCUUCCUUCUGGGGAGAAAUGUGUGUUUAACAGUACUGAAAUGGUCACAGCUCUACAGCCUGGAACAGCCAGAAGCUCUCCAAGUUUCCCCAAGCUGUCCCCCUCUGCAGCUUAGCGCUGACUUGGAGGAACAAACUAAUCUGUGCACUCACUGAGUCCCUGAGCUCUCCCAGGAGGCUGCUGGCAGACUGUGCUGGACACAGAGAAAGACAGAGGUUUCAAACACGGGUGCUUAAGCACUACCAACAGAAAACAACCUUGACAUAACCACCACUCAGUCUAACACUUCACCAUUACUGAUGAGCCACCAUCCCACUCACAUAAAUUUUAUGCUACAGUUCAAUGUCAGUUCUGACUCCUCCAGCUUGUGUUUAUGUCAGUGUUUAUGUCAGUGUAUGGCAGUGUCCAUUCUGCAGCCUGAAACCUAACCCACACUCCCACAUAGCAGAGAGCAUCAGCUGGAGGAAUGCAAGAAGGCUGGGACUCAGCUCCUCCCUUGGCCUUAGCCUUUGGACCACCAACCUUGAGAACAGACUGAAGGAGACCUGGCUCCCAAACAUCAGCAGGUUUGUGGCUAAUGGCAAAGCAUCUCCCACUAAGGUCACUUAGUUUCCCACAGAUAAAUCCAGUGACCUAUCCCUCCUACUUUUAAAGAAGCUAUCAGGAUGCUAGCAGAUAGGAUAAAUAAAAGGAGAG